AUUUUAUGGUGUUAAAUCAUGUCUUACUUAAGUGUAUUUGUGUUGCAUUUAGUCUAAUUAAUAGACUAUUAUUAGACUAGUUAUUUUAGGUAAAGCCUUGUAAUGUGUGCAUUUGGGCCACCUCCAUUAAAGGGCCCAAUCACACUUAGGUCACAUCACCCAUUCCCUAGGCAUAUAAAUAUUGCCUUAAAGGGAAUGAGAUCUGAGGCCUUCCCAGAAAUUCCCUGCGCAAUAGCCUAGAGCUAGAGAGAGUUUACGCUACCUUGAAAUAUCAUUCUGUAAAACUCAUUCUCUAUCAAUGGAAGGUUUCAUUCUAUAAGCUCUAUUUAUAUUUCUAGAAUAGAAACAGGGACCAACAAUUGGUAUCAGAGCUGAGCGUGUGACCGAUUGAAGUUUCUGCUAUUGAUCGAUCGAUUGAAGUUGAAGAACAGGAUUUGCGCGAUUUUUCAUCGGCACUUUUCUGCCUCGUGCGCGAUCUUGUAAAUUGUUUUUUUGUUGUUGUUUUUGCAGGAAAAUAUUUACAGGAAAGUGUUUCUAGGCUUGUAAGGUUUCAUUAUGUGAAAAAUCGCACCGAGAAAGUUGGCGUACAGGUUAAGCUGAAGUUGAGCGAUUUUGCAUUUUCGCGCAACUCCUCUAGGAAGAAGAACAGGUUUAGCGCAACUACUUUGUUGAGCGAUUUUCAACUUCGCGCAAAGUCAUUGCGCGAUUUACAGGACUUGAGCGAUCCAGUACUUGAGCCAUUUUUCUACUUGAGCGAUUUUAAGACUUGAGCGUGCGAUUACACUUGAGCGAUUUGAGCGAUUUACACUUGCGCCAUUAAAAACUAUUGCAGGUGCGCGAUCUUGUGUGUUGUUGUGCGCUAUUCUUGCAGGUGCGAGAGAUCAUCCCUGCGCGAUUCAUCCCGCCUUUGUGCGCGAUUUCAUCUCCCUUUGCGCGGAGCGAGUUGCACGAAAAGAGGCGGACCUGUGUUGCGCGAUCCAUCCCGGGUGCGCGAUUAGUCCUUGUUGCGCGAUUUACUUGCGCGUUCCAUCCCGGGCGCGCGAUCCUUGCUCGAUCUUUACGUGCGCGAUUCAGCUACAUUUGCACGAUCUGAGUUGCGCGAUCAGCUAGUGCUCCCUUUCAUUUACUCAAAAAAAAACGAAAAGGGCAAAAUUGUCUUUUGUGACCCGGCGAAUUUUGCGGCUAUCGUGUCCGCAGGUCGCCCGCGCAGGGGGGGUGCGAAUUUUCAGUUUUGAACUUGAAGCCGAAAUCCCAUGUGCGCGAGAGCUCCCCUCUUCUCCUACACCAUUUAAUCUUAAGGAAAGGGUACUCCAUAUAUAUAGGCUCCAAAAGUCUCUUGGAGUUUAGGUGUGGGAUAAGUUAACAAGCUUACUUUUCCCUUCCCUUGGAAGAGUACACUUUUUGCACUUACCCACUUCAAGAGCUAAUUUUGAGCCCAAUUCAAACCUUGUGGUCAAACUCUAAAACAAAAGGUCUACACUUUGUCAAAGCUUCAUAUAGUCAACCUUGAGAUAAAAAAAUAAAAAAAAAAUAAUAAAAAUUAAUUAAAAAAAAAUAAUAAAUAAAAAAAAAGUCAAAAAUCUCAAGGUUAAGACUAAUUUUUCUCAAAGUCAAAGCUACAUUUUCAAGAGCCACUAACCUGCAGAAAAACUUCAAUCAACCACACGUCAACGAUCAACAUUCAACAAUCAAUCAUGACUGCCCCAACCGCUGCUGAUAAAGUGACUGCCCUCUCUGUUAAAAACAAGAAUGCAGACAGCGCUGUAAGUACUUCUAAUCCUUUUGCUUAUACUUGCUCUAGAACUGACCCACACGAUAGAAUUAAGGAGCUUGAGGAAAAAUUUAAUACGGGAUUUAGUGUGUAUAACAGACUACGUAUCAAUUCAGAGAAAAUCAUCACUAAGCUCACUGCUGAGAAUAAAAGACUUAGCACUAGCGAAAAAGAACUGACAGAGAAGCUUAGAACAACUGAGAAAGAGAGAAUUAGACUUUUUGGUGUAAACAAUUUACUUAUGGAAAGAAGGGGUGCUCUUUACACCAAAAUCAAAGAACUUGAAGACCUGUUAGCCAAGAGAGACCAAACAGACCAGACUAUUUUCCUUAAUCAGCCUAAGGACACUCGUUUCUAUAUCGCCAAGGAGGGCCUAGGAUUGACCAAUCCUCAGAACCUGAAAAAGGUCAACUGUAAACAACUCUAUGAUGUUAGAUACAUGAAAAUAGGAUUGACCAAGCUUAUGGCCUUCACUGGAGCUGAAGAAACGAAUGCCCUCGAGGACGAAAAGAGAAAGACAAAGGCUGGUGUCGAGGUUCAUUUUGACUACACAGAGUUGAACAAGAGUUACAAAACCAAAGAACCCCCGCUAACACCUGCUGAUGAAGUCAUAACUUAUGCUCCUGAAAAGGAAAUUGUGCAAGAUGGAGAGGAACCUUCAGCUUCAGAACCUGUAGUCAAACCAGCAUACAUUCCAUCUCUUGUGAGAAAGUUUGCUGAGUUAAAAGAAUCUUUUGAAAAGGAGAAACAAGUUUUAGAAAAAGAAAAGGAUCAACUUUUGAAAGAAAUAUCCAUGUUAAAAACAUCCUCUGAGUCCAUCACAGUUUCUCAACCCUCUUCCCUCUCUUCCUCAGAAAAAUGUUUAGAAAAUUCAACCAAUACUUCUAAAACUUCUUCCACUCACUCUGAGCCUCCUUCUCAGACCGGAAAGCAUGUGAAGAAGAGAGUUGAGAAGAGAGGAGAGUGGAUCGAGGAGAAGUUAAGAAGGAGGAAGAAACAAGAAGAAUCUCAUCUAGGAAAUAAUAAUCGACGUUCGAGUGCUUUGUUUUACGUAAAGAAUAAGUCUAGAUCUGGCAUUAGUGAGCUUCCAACUAGUAAUACUAGAAGUGGUGUUCCUAGGAAUUUCCUAAGCGAAUCCUCGACUAGUAAUGCUAAAAGAGUGGCUCCUAAGUUUUCUAGUUCUAAGACAUCUGUCAAGAAUCGCUACUCUAGUACUUGUUCUCUGAAUUGUGUUAAGCCAAUGAAAGUUUGCUGUUUUGAGCCUGCUUCCUCCUCCAUCAAUGAUAAGAAUGUGAAUGUUCAGAGAUGCCCAAAGAAAUCAACUGCUGUGAAGGUGAACUUUGAGGGAGAGUACAAAUUGCCGUGUUUAAGGUAUCCCCUCAAGGUUCGCUCACUUAAACAUUUGAAAAGACUCUCUCAAGAAACAAUUUUAAAAGAUCAUAUGUCUGAACAUUCACUCAUUCUUAAUGAAAUCUCCCUUACUCCAAAGUUCAAACAACAAUGGGUUCCUAAGGCUGAAGCUGAGAAACUAAGAACGUCAAACACUUCUCAAUCAGCUGGCCUAGGUUCCCAAAUAAAACAAAAGCUGAAACAUUUCUUUGACAUUGAUAAGGAAGGACCCACUUGGAGGUGGGUACCGAAAUGUACUUAAUCUGUUUUGCAGGUCCGUCAUGUGUGGUACCUGAUCCGAUUGCUCCACACACAUGGCGGGUGAGAAGAGCUGUGAGCAAUCAAUUGGUGCACAUUAUUAAGGGGAGUAUUGGCAUGUAUACUACCCCACUGAGCAGAAAAUCAACAAAUGCACACCUCAACACCAACACAUGCCAAGAAGAAACAACAAGUGCUUAUUCUGAGGGGGAGUGUUUCUUUGUCACUCUUCCUGGUGCCUUACAACGAAGAAAGCACAUAUCAAGGGGGAGUUUUCUACUUUACUCCCCGGGUGACAAACAACACCUUGCACUUUCUGAGGGGGAGUUACAAUUUUCUCCUCCUGACGCUACUGCAAGGAGAAUAAUUUUAUACUCCCUACGGCUCAGAUAAACCCCCCUGAGCCUACCCCAGGGAGUCAACCGAGAGUAAGUGAGGGUCCUGAGAGUUCUACCCAGCCACAAAGACCAGUGGCAAGUUGGCCCCAUGAUGAUCAGACGACGUCUGCUGAGGGCCACCCCCAAGUUGCUGAGGAGAUUUUCCAUGAUUCGCCAAGCGUAGCCAGAACAAUAAACGCUGACGAUGAGGGCUCCGGUAGCAAGGCUAACAAGCGCAACAAGUCAACAAGGAUGAUGAGAUUAAUGAUGAUGCGGACGACAACGCUAAUCAAGCCAGGGAGCCUCCGGUACAAAAACGCCGACUCAUUAUCAGGCUCCCCACGGAAACAGAAAUAGAGGCGUCUUACUCACGAACAAACAAAGAAGGAAAUAUCAUAAGUGAGACGCGCUCCAAGCAUCAAAAUGACAUACUUCCUCAUCAUUCACUCCUACACAGAGAAUACAAACCGCAAGCAGCCUGACCAAAGAAUUAGCCAUGUUUGACGAGUGUACAAACCUAGAUGUAGUAAACCGGACUGACCCCAUAGGAGCAGAAGCUGACUUUCUCAGUUUCCGAGUAGAAGACGCAGCAUCUAGUCCAACUGCGCAUGCACAAGCCACACCUAGCCACUCUGCUGCCUCCCAACAGGUAGUAGUUUCACAAAUAGGGGAUCUUAUACCCACCUCUCUGCCCCCUUACGGAGCAGUUGGGGACAUACAUAGUGGUCUAUCACCCCGGGCCACUACCCCUUCUUCAAUCACAUUGAGUCUAGGUGUCACACUCCCUACAUUUUCAACUUUUCUAGGACACAUACACUUUUCACACCACCUCACUCUACAGGUCCACUUUCCCUGUCAACAACGAUCGGAGAUACUUCGAUGAUGAUCGGAAGUCCUGCCGUUCAACAGAUAACUCAAUUAUUAUCUGCAGGCCACACACCAGUAAACUUUACUGAUGUUGUGACAACGGUUACUACCCCUGUAACCGGACAACCCUAACCCUACCGACCUUGCAGUCAUUCAGCAGCGUUGCUUGGAUUCCACCAUUAAACCAUGGGUGCACGAAGCAAUAACCGCUCGGGCAUAGGAAUUCAGGACCACCCCGACGCUUCUUAAUGACAUCAUCAAACCCUAACUCAACCCUCAUCCUCCCACUCCCAACAGCAACUCACCCCAAUCCUUAUCCUAUCCCAUUUACAAUGCCAUUCGAUGACCUAGCAUCCAUUAUGCUAGCGAGAAUUCUUGAAAACGAAGAAGCUCCACUCACUGACAAACAAAGAGCUCUUUUUGUAGUACCUGAAACCAAAAGCACAUGCCAUGACAGUCUCCGCGGUCACAAACAUUUGCAUGAGGACUCCAAUGAUUCGGCUCCUCAUGAGGGGGAGAAUAAGAGGCAACGGAUACUCGAGCAUGGUGCUUCAUCUAGCCAAUCACCCCAACUUGAACCCUCAAACAACCUAGAUUAAAUGCAAGAAUUCUCUCAAGGAUGCAAAUUUUAAGGGGGAGUUUUCAAAGUUCUCCUCCCAAGCGCCAAACAUCGUCAAAGGCAUCCUACUCAGUGCUCCAGUUGAGGGGGAGUACGCAGAGAGAAAAUAAACAACAUCAAUGAGAGAUAAGUCCCAAUGGCUUAGUAAACCCAACUAAGCCUACCCAAGGGACAAAGCCGAGAGUGAGUAGAUGAGUGAAUAUUAUGAGUGAGGAAGCAGAAGGCUCCGAUGAGCAAGAAGACAAUAAUCAAUGACAAAACUGCUACCUCAAAUGAGCUAUCAAUCGAGGAAUCAAUCCCAGUCACUCAAAUACUCCGGACAAUCCCCAUAGGUUCAGGACUGAAUUUAUUCAGAUCCCGGGUAGAAGUCGCUGCAUUUUGUCCAAACAGCGCGUGCACAACCCUACCCUAGACCACUCACUUGUCUCCCAACAGACAGGUGUUUAAUCACUGUUCACGGGGAACCUCAUCUCUUAUCACCGUCUCCUUCUGAGGCGACUGAUACUGACUACAGUGGCCCUCAGCCCCAUGCCACUGAACUUUCAUUGAUCACAUUGUGUCUAGUUAUCUCACUCCUAAAUGUUUUGAAUUUUCUAGGACACAGACACAUUUUUAGAGUCAGUUGCAGGUCCAAGUGACCAUGCGAGAACUUCCAUAGGGCUCAUCUUCUAUAGAUGUAGACCGAUGAUUGGAUGGAAGUCCUGAUGUUGCAACAUAGAAAUCACCAACAUUUUCAGGCCAUCAUUUAGAGUUCAUCUCCAUAGUGAUGAUAACGGGUGUCUACAUGAUCCCGGGGGGCUACAAUUAUCUAUGCUGAUCCUAGUGAUCAUGCCAUAACAACCAGAGUGACAUCUACUUCAGAUGUUUCACAAUGAUUGGUUGGAAGUCCUGUUAGAGUCACAACGUUUCUAUCAUUAUAUACAGGCCACACAUCAAUGUUUACACUGAUGUUGUGACAACGGAACACCACAGUGUCUCCGGUUCUUAUCUUUUCAUUUUUUUGCAUUUUCAAUUUUCCAGAAUAAAAGAAUAAAGGAAAGACAUCUCGAUUCAUUGGAUUGUCAUAAAGGGGGAGAGUGGUCCACACGCUGUUUACUCUCAAAAAUCAUUCUCGGACACUUCUCUCCUCCAGCUCAAAAACAAUGGCUCUCUACUCUCUCAUGUUCAUCAACUGCCAAGUCAGCUUCAAAUCUAAAGGUCAUCCAUGCUCACAAGUCAACCAUCAUUUUCCGCUGUGCCACCGACAACUGUUCCUCAAAAGCAUUCAUGAUCAAACAGUCAGAAAAGGCUACAUUCUGGAGGAUACAGAGGUCGGAUGAUCAAAUAUUGAAGAUGAAUCCCUUGUGCACCUAGAUCUCUUCAGAACAUUCAUUCUAGAGGCGCCAUAUGACUUCAUUCAAGCUGAUCAAGAGCAGUUUCUGGAAAGCAAGGACUAAAAGCAAGAUUUUGAAGAAUCCCUCAACCCCCGGCAUCAAAGAACAAAUUGAAUCAAUAACAGCAAGGGGAAGACUGUAAGGAUUUCUUCAUGAAGCCUUUCCAAGAAGACAAAAGAAGCUGAACUGCAUUGAAGAUCAAGAUAAACGAGGAGCAACCCAACAAAUCUCAUCUAUGCUCUCCUCCACAUUGAUGAAGCAACACAAACACAAAGAUACCCGCGCUGCAAUGCUGAGUAAACAAGAUUGAACACCAAGGGGGAGAUUGUUAGAGAUAUUUUAUGGUGUUAAAUCAUGUCUUACUUAAGUGUAUUUGUGUUGCAUUUAGUCUAAUUAAUAGACUAUUAUUAGACUAGUUAUUUUAGGUAAAGCCUUGUAAUGUGUGCAUUUGGGCCACCUCCAUUAAAGGGCCCAAUCACACUUAGGUCACAUCACCCAUUCCCUAGGCAUAUAAAUAUUGCCUUAAAGGGAAUGGGAUCUGAGGCCUUCCCAGAAAUUCCCUGCGCAAUAGCCUAGAGCUAGAGAGAGUUUACGCUACCUUGAAAUAUCAUUCUGUAAAACUCAUUCUCUAUCAAUGGAAGGUUUCAUUCUAUAAGCUCUA
Molecule: messenger RNA, 7315 nt
Organism: Cuscuta epithymum
Lineage: Eukaryota; Viridiplantae; Streptophyta; Magnoliopsida; Solanales; Convolvulaceae
Source: the annotation of a GenBank genome assembly